Gallus gallus (chicken) is the source of this 6768-nucleotide messenger RNA. It is a transcript of the gene PRSS55, whose product is annotated as protease, serine 55. The record is from RefSeq and is a predicted model, not a curated record. The coding region runs from base 2809 to 3972 and encodes 387 amino acids. Gene Ontology annotation, biological process: proteolysis. Gene Ontology annotation, molecular function: serine-type endopeptidase activity. NCBI's taxonomy places the organism in Eukaryota, Metazoa, Chordata, Aves, Galliformes, Phasianidae. The transcript has 7 exons.
GCUUCUUCCCACAGCUUCUCCUGGAGAAGCUGCAGCCCAUGGCUUGGACAGGUACACUCUUUUCUGGGUGAGGAGCUGGCUGGAGGGCCGGGCCCAGAGAGUGAUGGUGAAUGGAGUCAUAUCCAGCUGGUGGCCGAUCCAGGUGGUGUUCCCCAGGGGUCGGUAUUCAGGCCUGUCCUGUUUAAUAUCUUCACUGAUGACUUGGAUGAGGGCACUGAGUGCAUCCUCAUCAAGUUUGCAGGCGACGCCAAGUUGUGAGGAAGUAUUGAUCUGCCUGAAGAUCCCUACAGAGGGAUCUGAACGGGCUGGGCAGCAGCCAAUAGGGUGAAGUUCAACAAGACCAAGUGUUGGAUCUGGCACUUUGGCCACAACCCCAGGCAACACUACAGGCUUGGGGCAGAGUGGCUGGAAGACUGUGUGCAAGAAAAGGACCUGGGGGGGUUUGUCAAUGCUUGGCUGAACAUGAGCCAACAGUGUGCCCAAGUGGCCAAAAAGGCCAUUGGUAUCCUAGCUUGUAUCAGAAAUAGUGCUGCCAAUAGGAGCAGGGAAGCGAUCAUCCCUCUGUACUCAGCACUGGUGUGGCCACGCCUUGAGUACUGUGUUCAGUUUUGCACCCCUCACUACGAGAAAGACAUUGAAGCCCUGGAAUGUGUCCAAAGAAGGGCAACAAAGCUGUGAGGGGUCUGGAGCAAAAGUGUUACGGGGAAUGGCUGAGCACUGUCUGGAGAAGAGGAGGCUCGGGAGAGACCUUAUAGCUCUCUGCAACUACCUGAAAGGAGGCUGUGGCAAGGAGGGGUUUGGCCUCUUCUCCCAUGUAACUAGUGAUAGGACAAGAGGGAAUGGCCUCCUUGCAUCAGGGGAGAUUCAGGUUAGAUGUUACAAAAAAAUUCCUAUCCAAAGUAGUGGUCAGGUGCUGGAGUGGGCUGCCAUGGGAGUUGGUUGAAUGACUGUCCCUGGAGGUGUUCAAGAAACGUUUAGAUGUUGUACAAAGGGACAAGAUUUUGUGGGGCAAUACUGGUAGGUGGACACUUGAGCUGGAUAAUCUAAGAGGUCUUUUCCAACCUCAGUGAUUCUAUGAUUCUAAGAUCAGAGCUCAUUAUGGUAGGUGCUGUGCAAACAUAACAAACAUGUAGGACUGUGUCUGCCCCAGUGCAUGUAUAGCAUGCAGAGCAGCCAGAAAGAGACAAAACUUGUCACUGUGGGGGGAUCUCAAAAGACCAAAAGCCACAGCUGAAGGAUGUAGGAGGUGCAGGGGAUAUCCUAUGUGAGUACAGGAUCUUUUGAGACAUAUAUACGUGCUAUGGGAUGUCCUCUUGGUUAAACAACUUCAGUGAGAAAGAUGGGGAUAUGUUAAUUCCACCUACGCAGGUUGUUGCUUAUGAUAUUUCUCAGACUGGUGAGAGAUGUGGCCUUCAGCCUCUCGUUUCCUAUUUUGGAAGCUGCCCUAAUUACUACGUUUGAAGGGCAUGUGUUGUUGGUGUAUCCUCAGAGAUGUGUAAUGGAGCAACUUUGCUUUUCUUUGGGGAAAAUUGGUAGGAGCUCAUUUUGAUGUGGCAAUUCUGGGCAGAGGAACAUGUAAAGAUUGUUCUGAGGACCGGAUGGUGAGGAUGCAGAGCCACACGUCCACACCUUUUCAUUGGAUAGCCCAAUGAUAACUGUUCUUUUUAAGAGGCUUAUGCCUAGGGCAAGCUUGCAAGGAGCUACUGCUGGCAGGAUUGCCAUGUUAGGUUCCUUCUGGAGAUACCCCAAAAUGUAUCUGCAUCGCACUUGGAAUUUCCAGUUGCCAUAGGAACUGGUCACCUGUUUGUUGUUAGUGUUUACCUCUGAAUCAUUCUAUUGCUCAUGGUCAAGGAAACCAGCACUUUUGUACUUUUGUCCAAUUUCCUAGGCAUGGGGUGACAUAAAAACAAAAAACAAAAAACAAAAGAAAAAAAAGGGGAAAAUAAAGUCUGACUUUCUUCCUAUGCAUUUUUAACCUCGGUGCAAUUCAGUCUUCAGCAGGAUAACUCUUGGUUUGUUCCAAUGUACAGGGCAAAACAUUUCAUAUUUCGAAUCAUUCUGGUGCUCAUAAAAUGCUACCUGGUUUCCUCUGUCCUUUCCCCUCCCUUGCCUCCUACUCUGCUGCAGUUAUUGCAUCACUAAAGUGUUUGGAGAAAACACUAUUCUGUCCUUAAUACUGAGCUCAGGUCUGAACUUGUCUGAGUUCUUUUGAGUCCUGUCCCCUUAUUUAGUGGAGGUGCUCUACAGAGGUAUUUUGGCCUUGAACUCUUGCAGUUGCUGCUGGAGGUACAAACAGCAGGGAGUAUAAAACCAGCAAAGGAGAAAUGAUUCAGAUUCAUGGAUUGGUUUUCUAAGCUGGGUUUGGUUUUAUAAGCCACCCUUGUACACAGUUUUCUGGAAGGAUGGGAGUGGCUGCCUUAGCAUCUUUGGCUCUGUAAUUCGCUCUGUUUGAACAUGGCCCUACUGCAGAGCUGCUGCUUACUCUGAUAAUGUAGAGAUGGUCUGAACAGAGCAGGGAAAAUUCAUUCAAAUUUUGAUAGGCUUCAGCGCUUCUCAAAGAUGAAAACUGGUGCAGGGCCAACAAAUAAAGUCUUUGGAUAGAAAAAGAUGGUUGGAGAAUGAAGGGCUACAGCACCCAGCCCAAGAAGUCACUAUUGUGAUACUCCAUUAAAUUCAGUCCAGGAUGGAGUACUGCCCAAUCUCUAUCAUAACUAAAGCAGAUCCCAAGUCUGAUGGAAAUGACUGAGCUGUUUGCCAGUGAAGUGGGAGCUUUCCCUCAUCGUCACAGAAGUGUAGCAUCCAACUGUGAUGUCAGCAGGACAAACGAAUAGUGUGAUAUCACAGCCUGGUUGCCCCUGGCAGAGGAUGUGGCUGUGGAAGCAUCACUGUCCUGAAUAUUGUGAACAGCAUUGGUCCAAGUGUGGGAUGAGAAUGCUUCUCCUUACUUUCUGGAUGUUAACUUCUCUAAUCAGCAGCAUCCAUGCAGGUAGUUUUUCCAAGGCUUAUACAUUCUUCAGGAGUCACCAGCAGAACAAAAUGGCUGAUAUCCAGUCUACAUACUCACACAACGAGUGUGGCCUCCGACCAUCUUUCGAGUCCUUUCUGUGGACUGGCAAGAGGAUCACGAGUGGGAAAUAUGCCAAGGCUGGAGAGUUCCCAUGGCAAGUGAGCAUCCAGAGCAAUGGGAGACACAUCUGUGGAGGCAGCAUAAUCAGUGCGUUGUGGAUCCUGACUGCGGCCCAUUGCUUUGCAGAUGGAGUGCCACCAGAUAUUAAGAUUGUAAUGGGAGCAGUUGACCUUGACUUCCCACUGGAAGUACGUGAGCCAAGCAGCUUGAUCCUUCAUGAAGGCUUUAACAGAAUAACCUUGAAGCAUGAUAUUGCUCUGAUCAUGCUCAACUAUCCCAUUGAAUUCAGCGAUGAGAAAAUCCCCAUCUGCUUUCCCUACAUGGAUGACAUCAGUUCAUGGCAACACUGCUGGGUUGCUGGAUGGGGAAUGAUGGGUGCAGUGUCAGCAUCCCACAUGCUGCAGAAAGCAAAGAUGAAGCUCGUCAGUCGGGAGGAGUGCUUGGACCAGAUACCACAGCUACCAAAGGAUAUGUUAUGUGUUGAGCUGCAGCAAGGAUCCUGCCAGGCCAGGGCAAGAAGCUCAGAGGCCAAGGACCUGCCUAUCUGGUGUACAGAAAGUGCAUAUAGAUCCAAACACUGUGAUACAGAACUCCUGGAGGUGGAGAGUGGGGGACCCCUGGUUUGCAGCUACCGGAACACCAUGAAGUGGUUUCAGGUCGGCGUCAUCAGCUGGGGAGACAGUUGUGCAGCAAAGCCAUAUCAUCAGUUCUACACUUCUGUUUACAACUACUAUGAGUGGAUAAAGACUGAGACAGCUAUGAUAGGGAAACCUUUCUUAAUCGAAGGCAUGUCUAAAGAUACUUUUGUUUCCUAUUACCCUCUUCCUCACAUCUGGAUGGGCUAAUGGAGAACACAGAUCUACAGGCAGAGCAAAAUAAAUGUGCCUUGUGAAGAGAGACCUCCGUGAAGGGCAAAGGCACCUCCCACAAACACCAAUGGCAGCAAUUUAAAAGCCAAUAUAACAACAACAACAACAACAAAAUUGGCUUAGUUCUGUAGGAUUGAAGGCCUUUAUAUAUACAUGUGUUUUAGGGGGUGUUGAGUGAAAAAGCACCCGUGGAUAUGGCAAAAGUCAUUGGUCAGCUCUUCCAUUUGCGACUUCUAUUGAUAAUGCAGUAUAUUAGAGCUGCAGACUUCAGAACACAGAGGACCAGCAUCAGUUCACACAUUGACCAUAACUUGCUGAGUAGCCUCUGGACAAGGCUUUUUUCAAACCAAAGGCUCAGUUUACCCAUCUGUAAACACGGCAGUAAUUUAAAAAGCCAGGAACGUCUCUUGAAAUGCACCAUUUGAGAUAUUGAUUAAUCUCUUUUAUUGACUAAACUGAAGAUGUGGGACAGAAAAUACCAGUGAGCAGAACUGAACUGCUUGAUAUGUUCAACAACUGCAGAAAAUAAAAGUGGUGUUGGUCUACAAACUUGCUUUAACUUGCUCUAUGUGUAGAGGUCUAGAGGACAGCUUGGCUUUAGGAUGAAUACAGAUGGAAGCUGACAGCGCUUGACUUACUUAAUUAAGCCAUUGACAUCCCUAAAUUCACCCAAAAAUAUAACCUUGCCUUUACCUGCCAUGUGUGAAAGUUCAAGCAUGAUGGACCUAUGUCCAUCCUUUGCAUGACGGCUGUGCUUGCUGACCUUGAUGAAACGUGUCUUCUGUCUGCCUGAAAGGUUUGGCUCUGUUGCUAUUUUUACUCUUUGUGCAAUUCAUUGCCAGGUAAAUCCCUCUGGUUUUGGCUUCCCAUGACAGUGCAGUCACACUGCUGACCAUUGGUGGCUUGGCUGUGCCAUGUUUGAGCUGCCCAUGCACCUCAAAGAGCACCACCUUGGCCAAGUCUGGGGAGUUCACACUCCAUUGCUGUACUGCCAUUGGAUUUAUACGACUCCUCAUGUUUUUCACAGAGUCACAGAAUCAACAUUGGAAAGACCACUAAGAUCAUCUGGUCCAAGCAUCAGCCCAUGCCUUACAAAAUGAACCAGCCAGCAGCUGGUUUCACUGCAUUCUAUACUACCAUGCAAAAACCUCUGAGUAUUUCCUACUAUCUGUGUUCUUCUCUGCGAGGUGUUUUGUGUGUGCUAACGCUUUUUAUAUUCACAACCAGUUGCUUUCUGAGUGCCUCAUCAUGACUCAUUGCUUCAAGGGCUUUUUAAUAUGCAAUACGCUUCGUUCCCGCAGCCCAGACCACUAAAUGAUUUAGUGUGUGACUGCAGUGGAGAGCUCUGCUUUUGACUCUUCUGCUUGGAAAGGUGAGCUUCAAGGCACCACGGGAAAGUGAAAGCUCCUCUUCCUCAAGGCUUAUGAAUUCAUGAUAUGUAUUAACACUGAAUCUGGAGGCAUUAGUCAUGAAGUAACCAACUCCAGGCCUAGCUCGCCUGCCUCCAAAUUAGGGAAUGAGGAAGAGAGGACGGUGUGAUGGGUUAUGCACUGAAUGCAGGCAUGUGGGUAUGAAUUCAUCUCUGCAGCAACCCUGUGAGAUCCUAGAGGGUAUCCAGAGGGUUGCAUGUGAAGAGGUUAAACUCUUGAAACUUGAGACAAUUCAUUGUGAGCUAUCUGAAAUUCCUUUGAAGAGCUAUCAUUUGGAGAAGAGAGCUUUGGUGUUUGUCUUCUUUUCCUUGAUCAUGAUAGAAGAGAAUUUGGACUUGUGCUUUGAGUGCAUUGUGCCUAUAGAUGGGGAUGCAUUUUCUAACCACUGUUGUGAAAAGCAUUGCUUCAACCCAAGUUUCUUAGGCAUUUGGGAAAAAGAAAACUGAGAGCUUUCACUGAAAACGGUCAUCUAAAGCAAAAAUUUGGGGAGCAACCUUGUUCUGAAUAGAAUCAUCAAAAGGUCCAAGGAAACAGUAAGAGCUGAACUGUUGACUAUGAGCAUGAGUUUACAAACAACCCCUGAAACAGCACGAUGGGCUGGUGGUCUACGCAUUCCUUUAUUUCAAGGCACCCUAAUAAUCUGCCUUGAUUUACAACUUCCUGGCCAGAGUCUCAAGCUAAAAGUGAUGCUAUGCAGAGCAGAGGUCUUUGUUAGGACAGGAGGGGACCCCAAGCGGGAUGCAGGAACUCGAAGGCACUGGAGAGGUGAUGAGAAACCCCCAGCCAUUGCAGUGUCACUGCCCCAGACACGCUCACAGCAAGCUCCAAGGAGGUGGAGUGUGAAGCUGAAGGUGGAUGUGUAGGGGAGCAUGAAGAAUCACAAAGUGUUUAUUUGAGGCGGGCACAGUUGCAACAAGAGAGUUAUUUUGCGGAUGAGCAAGCAUCUGUCGCUCUGUUUGCACGACUGGUAACGGCAGAAUGAAGCCAUUCGUGCAGAAUGGAGCCUCCCAGCAAAUGCAUGUUAUCACAUCCCAGGUGCCUAGGGUGUGGGUUCAGGGUAUGUCGCCACUUGCAAAUGCACCCGCUUCCAAUGCCCGGCGUUUGAACCUGCUUCCCUGAGGAACCUGACAGAAGGGAACAUAAUUCACUCCAGAAUCCCCUGCAUACAGAUGUAUGAUCUUUCAGUGUCCUUUGUUGGCUGUUCUUCUAAGUGCCACAAGGACCUUAAUACUGGGUCUGCUAUGGGAUGGAGCUAGUUUUCUUCACAGCAGCUUGCAUGGUGUUAUGUCUUAGAUUUGUGACCAAAACUGUGUUAAUAACACACUGAUGUUUUAACUGUUGC